AUGUCUACAGGCUUAUUCAGAUCUAAACAGUUUAAACUGAAAAAAGACUUGAGACAUAUCGUUAUCUCUGGUCCAUUAAAUAAUACAGACUUACAACAACAACAGCAGCAACAACAGCAACGACAAAUACUGGCACCGGCGGAGGACUUACGCCAACAGCAGCCACAGAAAAGUCCCCCCAUAAGAAGAAGGCUAAGUGGUUUAGUUUCAACUUCAUCUUCUUCUCCUACACCCUCAACAAAACACCACCCAACUUAUUAUUCAAUUCUACAUAAAUCCCAUCACCACAAGAAUGGAAAGCACGCCGCUGACAAUGUUCCUCGCAGUAAUUACGAUGUGUACGACCCACUUCAAAUUAUACUAGUUUCCAAAUACGCCUUUGCUGCAGAAUCACCAAGAGAACUAUCAAUCAAACCCAAACAAUUUCUUCGUUUUCUUGAAAAAUGUGGCAACGGAUGGCUUAAAGUAUGUGAUUUGGAGAAUAAUCUGCAAUUGGGACUAGUCCCCGCUUCAUAUCUAGAUAUUGCGAUAAAUGAUAUAACCAGACCGAUUACUUUAGAAUGGCUUCAUGAAUUUAAAACAGACACCCAGCCCAGCAGGAAUAAUAAAAUGCAAACACCCACUGACUGUUUAAUUGAUGAAAUCUAUCAAGAUACAACUACCAAAAGAAUCUGGUUUUGUGUCAAGAUGCAAUAUGACUUUGAAAUUGUUUAUGCCAAUCGUUCAUUCAAAGAUUUUGUCAAUCUCAACAAUAGAUUGUUAAAUCACGGUUUGGAGUUGCCAGAGUGGACGCUGACAGAGCUGACCAAGAUUAAUUCUGCAGUUAUUCAAGAUUUGAAGCUUGUAUGUGUUGGAUUGAAUCAAUAUUUACAAACCAUUGUUAAACAAGCUGGAGAAGUUAAAGGAGGCUGCAAAAAUACUCUACAACAACAUUUGCAUGCAUUUAUCUUUGACUUGGGCAUGUACACAAUUUUUGGGAAAGAACAAGAUAUAAAUGAAGCCGUACAGCACGACUUAUUUUCCCAUUCUAUCCUAAUUGAUAAGGUCACUCCAGCUGCCACACGUCAUGAAUUUGACCUCAUUUCUAAGGCAUCGCUUCCUUGGCAAAAAAGCCAUCUCGAACAACAACAUCAACAACCCCAAAAGUCCCAACAACCCCCCCAUCGUCGUAAAAGUGAGCAGUUAUUUAGCACGCCCGGUAAACCCGUGUACAACUAUGAAGAGUCAGCACAAUCUCACAACACAGCCAAGACAACUACUGAACCUACUUUCAGGAAAUCGUUUAGACAUUCAACAACUCCCACAGCUACAGCCACAGCCACAGCCACAGCUACAUCGCCACAACUGCACCAACGAGCAAGACACCAAAGCAAUUACACAUACUCACCCUCUCAAUCGCCAUCGUCGGUUGCAUCUAUCACCUCUACGUCAAGAAGGUUAGUCAAGUCACGCACUACUAGCCGUGUGUUUAAAAUUCCCGAUCAACCAGAACUAGAAGCAAUUACUUCUGGCAAGAGUUGUGUCGACUCGAUACCACAGUCAAUUAGUUCUAAUACCUUGCUUAGUUAUACUUCACUAUUUGACCAAUAUGAAGGAGGCGAGGAAGAUGAAGAAGAAGAGGAGGAAACAAAGGAGGCUGAUAAAAAUCAUGGAAAUGAAGCACGAGAUUCAUCUCUGGUGUCUGGUGGUACUCAAAAAGAGCCAAGUGAAUUGGGCUUGGCUGACUUGAUAAUACAUGAGCAUAAAGUUGACACAAGCGACAAUAGCAGUAGUCACAUUACAGCUCAUUUGCCACACCAUUCUCACGACUCAUCACAAUCGCACUCAUCAUCACAUAAUUCAAGUUACUUCAAAAUUAAUAGAAGAACUGAUUCCACAUCGAAUUCCAGUGUUGAUUCGCAUCGUCUUCUGGUUGACGCUAAAGAAACGUCCAUGGACAAUAAUCACCAUUCAAAACUUGCACAUGUAAGUGAACACCAGCAGGAUCUGGAUUGUACUGGGCUGAAUAAAGACAAAUACAAAAUUGAACCACUUGUGGUUAGACCAAUUGAGUUACCACAUGCUCAUAGUGACGCAUGUUUUAUGGAUCUCUGUUACAAUGGACAUCAUUUAGAAGACACAAGAGAUGCAAGUUUAUUUUCAACUGCGCCAAAUACUCCAAUAACUCCAACUACACUUGUGGCAGAAAUGUUUGCAAUGCAUGACCCAAUGUCAUUUGAUAAACUCGAUGAACUUGAAAAGUUUGGAAAGCCACUGGCUCAUCCUCCUAAUUAUCAGAGAAAACUUUCCUCAGCAAAUGUGACUCAACCAUUACAACAGGUGUAUUCUCGGGAAUGGGAUAUGACCACCACUCCCAAAAGCAAGCCAUAUUCUAAUGAUGAGCUUGACGAUGAAAUCAAGCCGUUGAAUGUAAAGAAGAAGGCAUGGGCGAAAAAGACUGAUAAUUUAACUCAGUUGGAGCCAAUGGAACCAGAGGCGCAAUAUAUUACAAAAACGAGGCAGAACCAUCCACAUUCACAACAACAGCAGGUUCCAGAGUAUAUCAAAUUGAAGAUAUUUCUUCAAAAUUCCAGCAACGAUGUCAUUGUUCUCAGGAUAAAUCGAAACAAAUUGACUUCAAUUAACUAUGUCAAACUGAAGUUAAGUAACAAGAUUUAUCAUGAUGCCAAAUUGAUUCAUCAUUAUAAAUUGAUGCCGCUAUUAUUACAUGGCGAUGAAGAAAAGAAAACCAAAUGGGGUAAUGAUGACGAGGUGUUGCUAAAGUAUAUCAAGAAGAAGGCCAAGUGUAAUUUGAAGUUGGUUCGCAAGAUUAGUAAUACUAGAGCUCAAUAA
Messenger RNA from Lodderomyces margitis, 2832 nucleotides. RefSeq lists its product as uncharacterized. Bases 1 to 2832 code for a protein of 943 amino acids. The record is from RefSeq and is a predicted model, not a curated record. Gene Ontology annotation, molecular function: protein binding. The transcript has a single exon. NCBI's taxonomy places the organism in Eukaryota, Fungi, Ascomycota, Pichiomycetes, Serinales, Debaryomycetaceae.